AUGGCAAAUACUAGUAUUAGGAACAGUAUAUCGUGUCUGAAUAUGUUUGAAAGAGCAGUGCAGGACCCGUGUUCUCAUGGAUGUGACAAUGAGGACGAUUCCGGGUUUUCGAAUAUGUGGAGACAGAGCCUGUCUGAUCCUGCCGGCGUGACAAACGCAAAUAAUAACAACAACAGUGUUAACGACGGGGAAUUGGAUGAGUUGGAUCCUUUGAAUGAAAUAGAAUUAUCGUCUGAAGAUAUACGUCCAUCUACUAGGAAUGAUAAUGAUAAUAAUGAUAAUGAUAACGAAGAACAAGAAGAUGAGAAAGAGGAAGAAGAACCGUUGGUUUGGACAAACCCAUUUAGCAAUGGAGCAGCUACAUCAAAGGAGAAACAACGACAGUUAUUAUCGAAGAGAAGAAGAAGUACAAUUAAUAAUGGUCUGUCGAUGAGACGAACACGGACAAACUCUAGUUGCUAUAUUCAACAACAAUCAAGAAGACCGUUGCGUUCUAGUAUGGUCGAACAAAGUCCCGCCGGGCAACAACAGAGAAACUCAAAUACAACCACUAAUAAUAAUAAUAUGACCUGCAAUAGAAGCUUCUCGAAUGGGUUUCCUAUAACGUCGACUUCUAAUACUCCUUAUUCGAGUCUCAGUGCUACAACUAGUAGUGGUAAUAUUAACAAUAUGAACAAUAUGAAUAGUGAUACUUGUUGGGUUCAUCCAAAGACUCUGUCUCAUUCUUCUUGCUCUUCAAUUCUAACUCAUCUCUACGGUCUAGAAAAAUACAUUUCGUCGGAUUUGGAUGCGUUAGCAUUUGAAGAUGUCUCUUCUUCAACACCAACAACAACUGCGACAGAGGGGUUCAUCAACAAUAAUUUACCUAAAAAUAAUGUCAUGAUGCAAACAGAUGAUAGAUCGAGGUCGGAUUUGAAUUUAAAUCGGCUCCCAGAGGUAACAACUACUACCACUGACUUUCCAAACGUAACAAAAAGACAAAAAUCGUUUAUUGAACAAUCACUCGCAAAUUCUUUCUCAUAA
This is a messenger RNA of Maudiozyma barnettii, 1023 nucleotides long. It is a transcript of the gene MBR1, whose product is annotated as Mbr1p. The coding region runs from base 1 to 1023 and encodes 340 amino acids. The record is from RefSeq and is a predicted model, not a curated record. The transcript has a single exon. Lineage: Eukaryota; Fungi; Ascomycota; Saccharomycetes; Saccharomycetales; Saccharomycetaceae.